This is a messenger RNA of Anoplophora glabripennis (Asian longhorned beetle), 1234 nucleotides long. RefSeq names its product segmentation protein paired-like (gene Prd). NCBI's taxonomy places the organism in Eukaryota, Metazoa, Arthropoda, Insecta, Coleoptera, Cerambycidae. Gene Ontology annotation, biological process: anatomical structure development; regulation of transcription by RNA polymerase II. Gene Ontology annotation, molecular function: RNA polymerase II cis-regulatory region sequence-specific DNA binding; DNA-binding transcription factor activity, RNA polymerase II-specific. The transcript is spliced from 5 exons. The annotation marks the transcript as partial. The record is from RefSeq and is a predicted model, not a curated record.
AUGACUGUUACGGGCAAUUUUGGAAUAAUGCACAGGCCUUGCUUUUCUGGAUACCCAUUUCAAGGACAAGGACGCGUUAACCAACUAGGGGGUGUGUUCAUUAACGGCAGACCACUGCCCAACCACAUAAGGCUGAAGAUAGUGGAGAUGGCCGCCGCCGGAGUCCGGCCCUGCGUCAUCUCGAGACAGCUCAGGGUGUCGCACGGGUGCGUCAGCAAGAUCCUCAACAGGUACCAGGAGACGGGAUCCAUCAGGCCGGGCGUGAUUGGCGGAUCCAAACCUCGCGUCGCGACGCCUGAGGUGGAGAGUCGUAUAGAACAAUACAAGCGCGAAAAUCCGUCGAUCUUCAGUUGGGAAAUCAGAGACAGAUUGGUGAAAGAGGGAAUCUGUGAUAGGAGCACCGCCCCCAGCGUUUCGGCUAUCUCGAGACUCCUCAGGGGCAAAGGCGGAGAAUGCGACGACAAAUCUAGCGACAACGAGGGCGGUUCCGACUGCGACAGCGAACCGGGCAUCCCCCUCAAGCGCAAACAGCGCCGUUCCCGCACCACCUUCACCGCCCACCAGCUGGACGAGCUGGAGAAGGCCUUCGAGCGGACCCAGUACCCGGACAUCUACACCAGAGAGGAGCUGGCCCAGAGGACCAAAUUAACCGAGGCCAGGAUCCAGGUGUGGUUCAGCAACAGGAGGGCUAGGCUGAGAAAGCAGCUGUCGUCGACGUCUUCCUCGUACACACCUUUGGGUGUGGUCGGGGGGCCGUACAGCGCCCCCACGACUCCCUACGCAUCAACUCUGGGCCAGGGAAUCAACGAAGGUGGGUUCGCCACCGGCGCACCGGCUGCUGGUUCCAAUCAAAUGACGGAACUGUAUCCAAGCCACGGCCACUCCACUUCCCCAAACCUCCCGAUAUCCGACGUAAAAUGGGAGCACUCCCUCCCCCACAACCCCUACACGGCUCACCCCAUCUACUCCACGUCCAACUUGAUGCCGCUCUCCCAGAACAUGACACCCACGACCUCUCUUACUUCCAACGUGCAGCCUAGCACUUCGCCCAUCACCAACUUGUCUUCCAACACCCUCCAGAGCCUGCCGCCGCCCCAGCAGACGGAGAUGAACGAGUACAAGGAUGGGAACGACAAUACGGUGCAGCAUUCUUCCAGUCCCGUGACCCAGCAGGGGUACAACAACAUGCCACCCACCCCAACGAGUAUCGUCACCAUGUUGGGACCCAACAGCG